Molecule: messenger RNA, 1457 nt
Organism: Solanum tuberosum (potato)
Lineage: Eukaryota; Viridiplantae; Streptophyta; Magnoliopsida; Solanales; Solanaceae
Product: serine--glyoxylate aminotransferase
Exons: 6
Coding region: 111-1316 (401 amino acids)
Cellular component (GO): peroxisome
Molecular function (GO): L-alanine:glyoxylate transaminase activity; L-serine:pyruvate transaminase activity
Source: RefSeq, a predicted model, not a curated record
UUGGACUUUCCAUAUUUCCAUUUGGCUUUGCUUCUCUGCUCUUCUCUGAGCCUGUUUUACUUAUUAUAACUGCAUUUCAGGAAUAAGGCGAAUUUGUUUAGGGGGAGAAAAUGGACUAUGUUAAUGGACCUGGAAGGAACCAUUUGUUUGUUCCGGGACCUGUUAAUAUCCCGGAACAAGUUCUACGUGCUAUGAACCGAAACAACGAAGAUUACAGGUCCCCAGCUGUUCCAGCUCUCACAAAGACCUUGCUUGAGGAUGUGAAGAAGAUUUUCAAGACUACUAGUGGAACUCCAUUUCUGUUCCCAACUACAGGAACUGGUGCAUGGGAAAGUGCACUCACAAACACGUUGUCUCCUGGUGAUAGAACUGUAUCGUUCCUCAUCGGUCAGUUCAGUCUGCUUUGGAUUGAUCAACAGAAACGCCUCAACUUUGACGUUGAUGUUGUUGAGAGUGAUUGGGGACAAGGUGCAAAUCUUGAGGUUUUGGCCUCGAAAAUUGCAGAAGAUAAGUCUCAUACCAUCAAGGCGGUUUGCAUUGUGCAUAACGAGACAGCCACUGGAGUUACCAACAACUUGGCUACUGUAAGGAAAAUACUCGAUCACUACCAGCAUCCUGCCCUCUUCCUUGUUGAUGGAGUGUCCUCAAUUUGUGCACUUGAUUUCCGUAUGGACGAAUGGGGUGUAGAUGUGGCACUUACUGGUUCCCAGAAAGCACUUUCCCUUCCCACGGGGCUCGGGAUAGUCUGUGCUAGCCCUAAGGCUCUUGAGGCCAGCAAAACUGCAAAAUCAGUGAGAGUUUUCUUCGACUGGAGCGAUUACCUUAAGUUCUACAAGCUGGGAACUUAUUGGCCGUAUACUCCUUCCAUCCAACUUUUGUAUGGUCUGAGAGCAGCUCUUGACCUUCUUUUCGAGGAAGGCCUCGAUAAUGUGAUUGCAAGACACGCUCGUCUUGGCAAAGCAACAAGACUUGCUGUGGAGGCAUGGGGUUUGAAGAACUGCACUCAGAAGGAGGAAUGGUUCAGUGAUACAGUCACAGCCGUUGUUGUUCCUCCACACAUCGAAAGUUCUGAAAUCGUGAAAAGGGCAUGGAAGCGAUACAACUUAAGCUUAGGUCUCGGCCUAAACAAAGUUGCAGGAAAGGUUUUCAGAAUAGGACAUCUUGGAAGCUUGAAUGAGUUGCAACUAUUGGGAUGUCUUGCUGGAGUUGAAAUGGUACUUAAGGAUAUUGGUUAUCCAGUGAAGUUUGGUAGUGGAGUUGCAGCUGCUAGUGCUUUUCUGCAAAAUUCAACUCCACUUAUUCCAUCAAGAAUUUAAUUCAAUUAUUAUUAUUAUUAUUAUUGAAAGUAUACAAAACCAAUGCAUGUAAAUUAUUCUCUUCAUGUAACUUUUGUUUCAAUGUUCAAAUACUGGUUGAGAAUACUUUUGUAAAAUUGCAAAAUUUCCUUCUUCUGAUGA